Molecule: messenger RNA, 279 nt
Organism: Dovyalis caffra
Lineage: Eukaryota; Viridiplantae; Streptophyta; Magnoliopsida; Malpighiales; Salicaceae
Source: the annotation of a GenBank genome assembly
AUGGCUUGGUUGAAGAGGGCUAAAGAAGAGGAUGUAAGGGACUUUGGUAUGUUGGACAUGGUUGAUAAAGAACAAAACAACGCAUACCAACCAGAAAAGAGAAUAGGAGAAUUAAAUAGGACGGAGAGAUUGAGAGAGGCCAAGAAAGAUGGUUUUUAUAAAAUGGGGGUUAGGAUUCCUUUGGUGGCAGAUACUGUAAAUUUGGGAUUUGACGAGGCGUACGACACGUGGACAGGGGGUGGAGAGGAUGGAUACACGUGGAUGCAAGUGGGGCCAUGA